AGGCUGAAGGUCUGACUGCGAAUGGUUGCGAAUGGUUGGCUAUGCAGGACGGGAGAUGUGGAACAGAGACGGAGUACACAAUGGGAAAGCAAAACUCCUCAGCCAUGUUGAACAUGACCCACUUGUUCGAGAAAAUGCUGACAAACCUUAUCAACGAUCACUUGGCUCAACAAGAUCAGGCUUCGAGCCCGAACGAAAGGCAACCGGGAGAAGAUUUUAAAUACGCUUACCUUUACAUCGUGUUAAUCUUCGGGAUGUUCACGUUUAUUAUGGUGUUCAUCCUGGCCAGCACGGUGAAAUCCAGGAGACAGGAGCACAGCAGUGACUCGAACCACAGCUGCAUUGGAGACCCUUCAUCCAAAAGGACCUUCAGCCAAAUGAUCAACGCAAACCAAUGGCCGGCCAAUGAAAGGGGGUCAAAAGGCCAGCAGGACCUCUGGGAGAUGGACGAGACACUGACUUCCUCGUAA
Callorhinchus milii (elephant shark) is the source of this 470-nucleotide messenger RNA. RefSeq names its product potassium voltage-gated channel subfamily E member 2. Lineage: Eukaryota; Metazoa; Chordata; Chondrichthyes; Chimaeriformes; Callorhinchidae. Gene Ontology annotation, biological process: ventricular cardiac muscle cell action potential; negative regulation of delayed rectifier potassium channel activity; potassium ion export across plasma membrane. Gene Ontology annotation, cellular component: membrane. The record is from RefSeq and is a predicted model, not a curated record. Gene Ontology annotation, molecular function: transmembrane transporter binding; potassium channel regulator activity; voltage-gated potassium channel activity involved in ventricular cardiac muscle cell action potential repolarization. Bases 42 to 470 code for a protein of 142 amino acids. The transcript is spliced from 2 exons.